Messenger RNA from Lutra lutra (Eurasian river otter), 876 nucleotides. Its product is annotated as endogenous retrovirus group K member 8 Gag polyprotein-like. Lineage: Eukaryota; Metazoa; Chordata; Mammalia; Carnivora; Mustelidae. Gene Ontology annotation, molecular function: zinc ion binding; nucleic acid binding. The record is from RefSeq and is a predicted model, not a curated record. Bases 1 to 876 code for a protein of 291 amino acids. Gene Ontology annotation, biological process: viral process. The transcript has a single exon.
AUGGGGCCCUCAGCACCCUAUACCAUACAGGUGGUCAAAAUGGUUGCUAGCCAAUGGUUGACUCCACAUGAUUGGCAUCAAACAGCAAAAUCAACCUUAACACCAGGGGAUUAUGUAGUAUGGAGAACAGAAUAUGAAGAUAAAUGCAAAGAAACAGUACAAAGGUACUCAGGUAAACGAGGCUUUAAGAUAACUUUAGAUAUGCUUUUAGGCACAGGAGCUUACCUUACCCCUGUGUCCCAGAUUAAGCUAACAAAAGCUGUAUUGAAGGAAGUUACUACUAAUGCAGUUCUAGCAUGGAGGGCUAUUCCUCCACCAGGGGCCAAAAAGACUGUCUUGGCUGGAAUAAAGCAAGGUAAUGAAGAACCAUAUGCAGAUUUUGUCUCCAGACUAGAGGAAGCCUUAAAUAGAAUGAUGCCUCAUUGCGAAGGCACAGACAUAUUAUUAAAACAAUUAGCAUGGGAAAAUGCCAACUCCUUGUGUCAGGAUCUUAUAAGACCCUUGAGACGCACAGGGACUGUGCAAGAAUAUAUUAAAGCAUGCAUAGAUGCUUCCCCUGCAGUGGUUCAAGGGAUGGCCUAUGCAGCAGCCAUGAAAGGACAGAAAUAUACUGCCUUUGUGAGACAAACUUAUGGUAAUGGGAAAAGACCCAAUGGCCAAGCAAAUCAAGGGCUUACAUGUUUCUCCUGUGGGAAUGCAGAUCAUAUGAAAAAGGACUGUCUAAAAGGGACAAAAGAGGUCAAAAAACCCCCACCAGGUGUAUGCCCCAGAUGUAAAAAGGGAAAACAUUGGAAGAAUGAAUGCAGAUCAAAAUUUGACAAAGAAGGAAAUAGACUUGACGAAGAAUCUAAGGAGGAAGACUCAAAAAACGAGUAA